Eurytemora carolleeae is the source of this 1417-nucleotide messenger RNA. RefSeq names its product proton myo-inositol cotransporter. Gene Ontology annotation, cellular component: membrane. The record is from RefSeq and is a predicted model, not a curated record. NCBI's taxonomy places the organism in Eukaryota, Metazoa, Arthropoda, Copepoda, Calanoida, Temoridae. Gene Ontology annotation, molecular function: myo-inositol:proton symporter activity. Gene Ontology annotation, biological process: transmembrane transport. The transcript has 17 exons. Bases 56 to 1417 code for a protein of 453 amino acids.
UUCUAACUGAAUCCUAUUGAACAAAAAACAUCUUAUUUAUUUUUCAGAUGAAAAAAUGUCGGAUAGCGACGAAGAAGAACUUUUUACAUCAAGAUCUACUUCAGCUCAAAACUGGACUCCCAGAAAAGUGAUCUUACUAACAGGUCUUGCUGCUAUUGGUGGAUUUCUAUUUGGAUAUGAUACUGGUGUUGUCUCAGGAGCAUUUAUUCUCGUAAGAAGGGAUAUGUCUCUGUCUGACACGUGGCAGGAGGUUCUAGUUUCCGGUACUCUGGUCUCAGCUUUUCUAACCGCUCUAACCACUGGAACUAUAGCAGACAAGUUUGGGCGUCGGCCGACAAUUUUGUUGGGCAGUUUUAACUUUGCAAUAGGGUCCUUGGUGAUGGCAGUUGCUUCAGGAAAGGAGAUCUUAUUGGUUGGACGGUUACUAGUUGGAGUAGGUGUAGGACUAGCCAGCACUACAGUUCCUUUGUACAUAGGUGAAACGAGUACUCCUUCUCUAAGAGGUGCUCUUGUGACACUAAACACCUUGGCUAUUGUGUUUGGGCAGCUGGUUGCCAGCGUGUUAUGCGGUGUCCUGGUCGAUAUUGAGGAGGGUUGGAGAUAUAUGCUUGGAUUAGCCUUGGUACCUGCUGUAAUUCAACUCAUAGGCUUCUUUUUUAUGCCUGAAUCCCCAAGGUUUCUAGUAAGACAGGGUAAAUACACAGAAGCCCAGGAGGUUUUGAUCUCCAUUAGAAACCCUUAUCAUCAAAUUCAGGAGGAGUUUGAAGAUAUCAAAGUGGACUGCAGCAGAGAAUCUGGUUCCUUGUCAAUGCUUGGAUUCCUUAAAUCUCUACCGGUUGACUCUAUUGCAAGAAAAGCUUUAUUUCUUGGUUGUCUUCUGCAGUUUUGCCAGCAAUUGGCAGGUAUUAAUACUGUAAUGUACUACGCGGCAUCUAUCAUAAAAAUGGCGGGAGCAUCAAACCAAAUGGCGGUCUGGUUCUCAGCUGUUACUGCCGCAAUCAAUUUUCUAUUUACCAUUUUGGGCCUUAAGCUGGUUCACAUCAUGACAAGACGACGUUUGUUGUUUGUGAGUAUGUGCUGUGUUAUUGUGUCACUUCUGAUAAUAUCAACCAGUUUUCUGUACAUGGGAGACAUCAAGAUGCCAAAUCAAACUUUAGGUUUGUCAAUAGCAAAUGAAUCUCUGGCAAAUGAUUUUAUUGAAGAAGCCUCAACUGAUGAUACAUCUGUGACUGGUCCUGUCCUUAUACUGGUGUCCCUAUCCCUAUAUCUAAUAUCCUUUGCUCCAGGGUUGGGACCCCUGCCCUGGACAAUAAAUAGUGAAAUUCAUCCUGGAUACUGCAGAGCACAAGCCCAAAGUUUAUCUACGAGCAGUAAUUGGUUAGGAAAUCUGCUGGUUUCCUUCACAUUCCUUAGGUAA